AUGGGACCGAGAUUCACGUGUGAUUCACGCGUGAAAGGCGACAAAACGGAAUGGGACCUACUGUACGUCUCCUUCACUGACCGUUACGUCUCCUUCUCUGACCGUUACAUCUCCUUUUCUGACCGUUACGUCUCCUUCUCUGACCGUUACGUCUCCUUCUCUGACCGUUACGUCUCCUUCUCUGACUGUUACGUCUCCUUCACUGUCCGUUACGUCUCCUUUUCUGACCGUUACGUCUCCUUCUCUGACCGUUACGUCUCCUUCACUGUCCGUUACGUCUCCUUUUCUGACCGGUACGUCUCCUUCUCUGACCGUUACGUCUCCUUCUUUGACCGUUACGUCUCCUUCACUGACCGUUACGUUUCCUUCUAA
Molecule: messenger RNA, 372 nt
Organism: Knipowitschia caucasica
Lineage: Eukaryota; Metazoa; Chordata; Actinopteri; Gobiiformes; Gobiidae
Source: the annotation of a GenBank genome assembly